Molecule: messenger RNA, 1701 nt
Organism: Malania oleifera
Lineage: Eukaryota; Viridiplantae; Streptophyta; Magnoliopsida; Santalales; Ximeniaceae
Product: ribosome production factor 2 homolog
Exons: 7
Coding region: 476-1435 (319 amino acids)
Biological process (GO): maturation of LSU-rRNA from tricistronic rRNA transcript (SSU-rRNA, 5.8S rRNA, LSU-rRNA); ribosomal large subunit assembly
Cellular component (GO): nucleolus
Molecular function (GO): rRNA binding
Source: RefSeq, a predicted model, not a curated record
UCUCUCUUUGUUUUUUGUUUUUUAUUUUUAUUCUUUUUUUCUUUACUAUGGAUAUGAAUUUCUUACGAUUUAGAUGGUUUAAAUACUAAGAAUCUAUGUCAGUAUUAUAUAAAAUAUACAAAUUUUAUUUUAAAAAAUUUAUCAGUAUUAUAUAAAAAAUAAGCCAGUGAGCCCUAGUUUCGCUUGUGAGUUGUGAGUACUUAACAUUCGAAGCUGCGGCACCCUCCCAGCCUCCGUUGCCGGCCAGCACAGCUUAGAAGGAGAAGACGGCGAGUUGCGACCUUCGAACCCUACUCUCGCGAGUUAUUACCUUCGAAUCUCCUCCCAGCCUUCGAACCUUCCUCCUAGCCUCCAUCGCCUGACAUUGCAGCCUUCGAAUCCUCGCUGUCGCUGGACACUGCAACCGUGCGGCCUCCAUCGCCGGGCAUCGCUUCCUGGACGGCUCGAAGCCUCGAAUCCUCUUUAAGAAUUAGUCAUGCUGAAGAUAAAAACUCCCACAAAAGGAAAAGCCAAAAGGGCGCUAGAGAAACGAGCCCCCAAACUUGUUGAAAAUGGGAGGAAAACGCUGAUACUUCAGGGCACAAAAACCAGUAAUGUGUUGAAUGCUGUAUUGACUGAAAUCUAUCAUCUUAAGAAGGAUAGAGCUGUAAGAUAUACACGCAAGAAUGAAGGCAUCAGACCAUUUGAAAGUGGUGGUGAAACUUCUCUAGAGUUUUUUUCUCUCAAAACUGAUUGCAGCCUCUUUGUGUUUGGAUCUCACUCGAAGAAGCGGCCGGACAAUCUUGUCUUGGGUAGAACUUAUGAUAACCACAUUUAUGAUCUCGUAGAAGUUGGGGUUGAAAAUUUCAAAAGCAGGGAGCGAUUCACAUAUGAUAAGAAGCUAGCUCCACAAGUGGGGUCAAAACCUUUCAUUAUUUUCAUUGGAGAAGGUUUUGAGACCAUAGAUGAGUUGAAACAUCUGAAGGAAGUUCUACUUGAACUCCUCCGUGGAGAGGUUGUGGAGAAUUUGAAUCUUGCUGGGUUAGACCGUGCUUAUGUAUGCACAGCUGUGUCUUCAAAUAGAGUGUUCUUCACUCACUGUGCACUGCAGUUGAAAAAGUCUGGCACAGUUGUUCCAAGGACCGAGCUUGUAGAAGUUGGUCCCUCUAUGGAUUUGGUAGUUCGUCGGCAUCGUCUCCCUAAUGACAUGCUGAGGAAAGAGGCAAUGAAAACAGCUCCUGAACAGACUAAGAAGAAGGUGAAAAAUGUUAGCCAAGAUGCAGUACAAGGGAAAAUUGGGAAGAUCUAUAUUCCAGAUCAACAGGUUGGAAGUAUGGCAUUGCCUUACAAAGCAAAGGGAUUGAAGAGGGAACGGCGUGAAGGAAAGCUGAAAAAUGAUAAAAAUGAGGCAGAUGAACAGGUAUCCAAAAAACAGAAAGAAGAGUCCAGUCAAUGAUAUUGAAAUGUUGGACUGCUGUGACAUUGCCCUUUCUGAUCCGCCCAUUUUCUUUGAGGCUCAACACAACUUGUUAUUAAUGGGCUUUAAAGUUGCAAUAGAUCUCUAGGACAGCAAUUUUAUUGUGCUUUAUCUUUUUCUUUUUAACACUUGCCCUCUCUUCUGAGACCCCAGAGGCUAUUGUAAUUAUAUGAGAAAUUUUGUCUGAAUACUCUCUCUGCCCAUUUCCUUGCCUUGGUAUUUAUGAAUCACAUAAAUUUUUAUCA